Calliphora vicina (urban bluebottle blowfly) is the source of this 1042-nucleotide messenger RNA. Its product is annotated as alpha-tocopherol transfer protein-like. Lineage: Eukaryota; Metazoa; Arthropoda; Insecta; Diptera; Calliphoridae. Gene Ontology annotation, molecular function: phosphatidylinositol bisphosphate binding. Bases 23 to 958 code for a protein of 311 amino acids. Gene Ontology annotation, cellular component: membrane. The transcript is spliced from 2 exons. The record is from RefSeq and is a predicted model, not a curated record.
AGAUUGCACUGAAACAGUUAAAAUGUCCAAAAUUAGACCUUUACCGCCGGUUCUCCAAAAAAUAGCCAUCGGAGAACUAAAUGAAGAUCCCUCACGUAUUGAUGCCGAUAUAGAAACUCUCAGAACAUGGAUACAACAACAACCCCAUCUGAGAGCCCGCACAGAUGAUCAAUUUCUAGUGGCAUUUUUGCGCGGCUGUAAGUAUAGUUUGGAAAAGGCUAAAUCGAAAAUAGAUAAAUUCUAUACAUUGCGCUCCAAAUACCCCGAGUUAUUUACCCUAAAAGGUAUGGAUGAUGAGAAAAUAAAGGAGUACCUAAAACUGGGAGUGGCAGUAGCAUUACCCACACCCCUUAAUGAAACUGGUCCACGUUUAAUGUUGAUGCGCAGUGGCAGCUAUAAUCCCAGUGAAUAUGAUUUUGUUGAAAUUAUGCGUGUAUAUCAGGCUGCCUGUGAAAUUUCACUAAUGGAAGAUGACAAUCUUAUUGUGAGUGGUUACACGCAUAUAAUGGAUUUGACCGAUUGGUCUAAAGAGCAUUUUUUUCAAAUGAACUUCAAUGUAAUGAAAAAGUUGACAGUGUUCUCGGAAGAAGCGGUACCUAUAAGGCCCAAAGGUUUUAUAGCUAUUAAUUCUCCUUCCAUAUUUGAGGGUUUCUAUAAUCUAGUCAAGCCCAUGAUGUCGGAGAAACAAGUUAAACGUAGUGUUAUCUAUGGCACAAAUUAUGAGAAAAUGUUUGAAACAAUACCUUUAAAAUAUUUACCCAAGGAAUAUGGUGGUGAAAAUGGUUCAAUACCCGAAUUAAUUGCUGAUUUCGAAAGGAAAUUUAUGGAAUAUAGAGACUACUUUAGAGAAAGCGAAACUAAAUAUGGCUCUGAUGAAUCUUUGAGACCGGGUAAGCCAAUUGAUUUUGAAAAUCUAUUUGGCAUGGAGGGUUCGUUUAGGAAAUUGAAUGUGGAUUAAGUGUUUAUAUUUAAUUUAUAAAAUUAAACCUAGGUUUGUAAAUACACAUUUUGAAAUAGUAUAAUAAUGUAAAGGAUAAGAAAU